CACGCCGCUCUAAGGGAUACUACACAUCCCAGAAGUCUGCAUUCCCGCAGUUGCGGAGACUAUCGGGGACGGCGUGAUUUACGGCUUGACAUGGCUGCUUUGACCGGAUCUUUGGGUCUCCUGUUGGGGCCCGUCAGUAGGUCGGCAGCACUGCUGGGUUGUAGGUGGCUGCAGCCGUGGGGCCGGUUGGGACUCCCUGAUCCCUGGGGUCUCCCCUCAGUACAGCAGACCCGGGGCAGAGCGCGCGGGAAUGAGUAUCAGCCGAGCAACAUCAAACGCAAACACAAGCAUGGCUGGAUCCGGCGUUUGAGCACGCCGGCAGGUGUUCAGGUGAUCCUUCGCCGCAUGCUGAAAGGCCGAAAGUCGCUGAGCCAUUGAGGAGAGCCGGGUCACCGCCGGGACAUCCAGUAGAACGUUUCCCUCGCUUCAUACUGUCAACUGCUGCUGUUUUGUGUGGGGUUUUUUUGGGGGGGAGGGCUGAAGGGUGGAAGAGGAGGGAAGCCCUGUGUAGCAGGACUACUCAGACAAAAGUCGUGCUCAAAUUUGAGGGCUAGCCUAGGGGGAGAAGUCUGGAGUUGGACUGGGAGGGGGAGUGGAAAGAGAUUUUGCCAGUUUCCUUUUUAGUAAGAACCUCGUGCAUACACAACAACUCACAUACUGGCACAACGAACUUCUGGUCUCCGGUUACCUUCAACUCCCCGCACCUCGGUUUUUUUUUUUUUUGAAGCAAAUCUCAGACACGGGGUUGUUUAGAAUGUAUUAUCCAAGAUGAAGACUCUUUAAAAUAUAAUCACAAAGCUUUUCAACCCCCAAAAGAUCGAUUUCCUAAUAUUUUUAAAUAUCUAAUAAAUGUCCUUAAUUCCACUUGUCAUAUAUGUCAUAAUUUCCAUAGGCCUGGGAAAGCUUGCAGAGAUUUGGAAGGGUUUGAAUUUUCGCUUUCCCCUUGGGAAUGGACUGUGUGACCUAGAGUAAGGCCUUAGCCACCUGAGAAUUUUUGGCUUAUAUGAAAUGUGAUGCUUGUUUCUCCAGUGCUGUGUUGUCUCUGGAGUAAUAAUACUUAUCUAUUAACGCAUAGAGUGCUUUCUGAACGUUGGGUAUCUGGUCCUUGCCCUGAAAGGCCUGCUGAUUGUGGA
This is a messenger RNA of Condylura cristata (star-nosed mole), 1133 nucleotides long. RefSeq names its product mitochondrial ribosomal protein L34 (gene MRPL34). Bases 91 to 378 code for a protein of 95 amino acids. NCBI's taxonomy places the organism in Eukaryota, Metazoa, Chordata, Mammalia, Eulipotyphla, Talpidae. The record is from RefSeq and is a predicted model, not a curated record. Gene Ontology annotation, cellular component: ribosome; mitochondrial large ribosomal subunit. The transcript has 2 exons. Gene Ontology annotation, molecular function: structural constituent of ribosome. Gene Ontology annotation, biological process: translation.